Messenger RNA from Epinephelus lanceolatus (giant grouper), 2725 nucleotides. RefSeq names its product leucine rich repeat transmembrane protein 1 (gene lrtm1). Gene Ontology annotation, molecular function: protein binding. Lineage: Eukaryota; Metazoa; Chordata; Actinopteri; Perciformes; Serranidae. The record is from RefSeq and is a predicted model, not a curated record.
GGAGAUGACACACCAUCUCCACACAGUGGAUUCAAUAGGGGAGCAGAAAUAAAACAAAAACAAGCAAGAGGACAGGGGAUACUGAAACACAGGCAAAAUAAACAGCAUUAAGAAAAAUACAAGAGACAGAAAGAGAGGCUGAGAGGCAGUGAGAGAGCUACACAGAGAGAUAUAGAGCGAGAGAGAGAAAGAGAGAGAGAGAGAGAGAGAGAGAGAGAGAGAAGCAGAGCUCCCUAACUCCAUUGAUUCCCAGACUGGCUGGCUGGCUGGCAGUAAGCUCUCUGUGCUCUGAUCUGCCCGCUCUGAUGGGGUUUCAUGCCCGUGCAGGCAGUGCUGGGGAUCCUGAGGGCAACACAGGUUUCUGCUGCUGAUCUCGGCCUCUCUAAUCCCUACCUAUUGACCAUAUCAGCCUACACAGAUGAGAGCCAGGACAGCUUAUCUCAACCUACUACUGACUGCUAAUGGGUCAUCAACCAAUGACAGCCACUAGAAUCCAGAAAGGGAGCUAAAAGAAGAUUGAACGCGAGCGGCCCAAGGACGACUGGCAGAUAUGAGAGUGGUACUGCUGUGUGCCCUCCUCGCCCUCCUCUCUUCGUCACAUGCCUGUCCAAAGGAGUGCAGCUGCAACAGCAACACCAAAGUAGUAGACUGCCGGGGUCGAGGCCUAUACGACAUCCCCCGACGACUGCAUCCGGACACCCAAGAACUGUAUCUCCAGGAUAACCGUAUCAGGGGGCUGGGAUCGAUGGCUUUCCGAGAAAUACCACUCGUCCGCAUUCUUGAUCUAUCUAAUAACUCUAUAACAUCUGUUUCGCCGACUGCGCUGCUGGGUCUCAGGACUCUACAGCGCCUAAGCCUGGCCUACAACAGCCUGAGAGAGCUUGAUAAGCGGUUGCUUGGACCUAUCCGCUCCCUUUCGCACCUUGACCUCUCACACAACAGCCUGUGGGGUUUGCCUGGAGCCAUGGGGGACAGUUUGAGGAACCUCAGCCACCUCGGGCUAGCGCACAACAGGCUAACGCGACUGGACCGUUCCCUGUUGGAGGCUCUGACCCGCUUGGACAGCCUCACACUACGAGGCAACCCCUGGAGGUGUGACUGCCAGCUCAUAGGCCUCAAACUCUGGCUGGAGUCCUACCUCUUCAAAGGUGGAGUGGUGGAUGAGGUGCUUUGCUCCCAGCCGGAAGAAAUGAGGGACAGAGACCUGCAGAAGGUCCCUUACCAGCUCUUCCACGCCUGCAUGACCACAAGCUACCAUUACCUGUUUGCAAACAUACACCACCUGGAGUCUGAGAGGCUACUGCGAGGCCACACCCAUGGCAACCAUGCUCAUCCUUCCAGCCACACUGUCCAUGUCCCCAUGGCAAUGGGGGAGGGUUUCGGUGGAGGGGGAGGAGGAGGAGGAGCAGGAGCAGGAGGGGGUUUGCCAGAGUGUGAACCUAAGCAGAGGCAGCGGCCUGUCAACUUGCGCCACGCAAUUGCCACAGUGAUCAUCACUGGCGUAGUGUGUGGGAUCGUGUGUCUGAUGAUGCUGGCUGCAGCAGUGUACGGCUGCGCCUACGCCGCUAUCAUGGCCAAAUAUCAGCGGGAGCUUAAGAAGAACGAGGAGUUGGCAGCAGCGCAGGGGGCAGAUCAUGCCACAGCAGAUGAGAAGGAACCACUGGAGAAUGCUAUCGCCUAGGACAUGAUGGCAUGAACCCUGGACUUAAAAACCUGGGCCUCAACCCUUUAACCUAAUCCUCUUUGGCUGCCAUGUGUGUGUGUUAGUGCAUGUGUGAGUAAGAAGGAGAGAGUGAGAUUCUGUACGUGCGGGCGUGUGUGUAUGUUCACCUCCUUUCUGAGACUUGGGUAGCUAAACUCCACAGGUAUUUGACUAUGCACUGAUGAGAAGAGUAUCUUCUGCUAAAUGCGGGUCCGAGGGGCAGGCCAAAGAAUCCAAAGGGAAUCAAUUCCAUUUUGUCUGAGAAAUGCAUAUCACAGAUAGGAACAAAUUGCUAUAUAUUUAUAAUUGUGUAUUUGUAGGUAUAAUAGUAAAGCUCUGGUAUUUAAAAAAAAAUGGAUUUCAGACUUUGUUGUCUUUUGGUUGUUGUUCAUCAUUUUGAGUCUGAUUUUGAGGCAAUUUUGAAAACUCAUAGUAGGCAGCUGCUGUCAGAUAAGUUCUGUUCUAAGUUGUCUGUAUCAUUAACGUGAGAGUAUGAGAAGAAGAAUGAGAGCGUUUGUGUCAGUGUUUCAUUUGUGUUGAGUGUGUGUGUGUGUGUGUGUGUGUGUGUGUGUGUGUGUGUGGAGAUGUAUACUGUAUGCACAUAUUUAUAGAGAAUUUAAGAGUCUGUGCCUAAUAAUGUUAUAUAGUUUUGAGGAGAUUUUUCUUAAAGGAUAUUUUUCUGAAGAUGGGAAAUUCGUUGAAGCAAUAAUGAAACAAACUAAAACGAAAACGACAACAAAACCCUGGACUCUGCCUUGUUGUUUUUCUAUGACUUUACAGGUUCAUGAAUUUGAAUUAUUAUCCUGCUGCACACGGUCACACACAAACUUUUAGAUCUACAGUUUUAGAGAUCAAAUGAGUCUUGUUUGUGAGUUAAUGCUGAUCACAUAAUGGUAGUCGUGUCAUUCAGUAUGUAUUAUUUAAAAUAAAGGGAAACAUUAUACCUGAUUACUAUAUGUCUACUGGCAACUAAUUUGAGAAGGCAUGCAUCCCUAAAGGUCCAGUGUGGAGGAUUUAGGGCCA